AUGCGGCGAACCCAGGACGGAGGAAGAACAAUGGCAGAGCGGAUUGGAUUCGUCGGGUUGGGAAUAAUGGGCAAGCCGAUGGCGCGGAACCUGAUGACCGCGGGCUACGAGCUGACCGUGUACGACAUCGUGGGCGAGCCGGUUGAGGAGCUGGCCACAGAGGGAGCGACCGCGGCAUCAACACCGGCGGGAGCCGCGGCGGGCAGCGCCAAGACCAUCACGAUGCUGCCGGACUCGGCCGAUUCCGAGCGGGCGAUCCUGGGACCGGCGGGAGUGCUGGAAGGAGCGGAAGCGGGCUCGGUGAUCAUCGACAUG
Molecule: messenger RNA, 315 nt
Organism: Geodia barretti
Lineage: Eukaryota; Metazoa; Porifera; Demospongiae; Tetractinellida; Geodiidae
Source: the annotation of a GenBank genome assembly